CUGUGCAUUAUUUCCAGCUUGUGAACACAGUCAACCAACUGCAUUCCACUUUUACUCCCAUUCGCGAUUGCGACAAAAAAAGCAAGAAAACGUAAAUACGGAGUAUUAGAAAAAAAAAAUUAAAAUAUUUUUUACGAAAUGUCAGGUUUAAUCGACAAAAGAAAAAGAAGUCGUGAAGAUGACAUCUGUGAUUCAACACCACUCUCAAAACGUAUCAAUCAGCUGCAUUUGACAAAUUUGGAUGAGCCCCAGCAGGCAAUUCAGCAAUUGCAUUUUAAUGACCCCACCAAACAAGUUGAUUUAUCGCAACUAUACAACAACAACAAUCACAUCAAUAACAGUGCUUUGAAUAUGCAUUUGCAUAAUAAGCAACCACAUACAGUAGACGAACAGCAGCAACAACAACAACAAAUGCAUUUGCAGCAUCCUUAUGCACCCGAGCUGAACGAAGCUGAGAAUCCAUUCUAUUAUAUUAAAAAUAAGUUAUUAUAUGAAUUGCACUAUGAACGUUUGAAAAGGUGUGUUGUAUAGAGCAUGACAAAAUGUGGAAGCGCAAAUUAGUUUAAUAAUUGGAAAGAGGAGUGUGCAAGAGAACAAAGCAAAUUGUACCAGUAAACAAAAGCAAGCUUAUCAUAGCUAAAGCAACAGGCUUAUAGUUUAUAAUUUAGCGUAACAACUUAUAAAAUGUAAAAUGAUAUAUAUUAUAACUAAUUACGUAGCUGUUAAGUGAUUGUUUGGGUUCAUAAACGACUAUUUAAUUCAUGUGCAACACGUACAUACAUACAAAUGUAAAUUCAUACUCAAUACAGAAAAUGCAUGAAAGCAAUAUGUUGGAUAGUAUUUGAUAGCAGUUUAUUAUGUAGUCUUAUUUAAGCAGAUUGUAAACAUAAACUCUGUAAAAUAAUUUCAAUUAUGUUAAAAGCUAUAUUCAUAUUUGUUUGUGAACUUCGUGAAAUAAUAAAUUAGUUUUUGUUUGUGAACAACUGAAA
Messenger RNA from Zeugodacus cucurbitae (melon fly), 989 nucleotides. RefSeq names its product probable basic-leucine zipper transcription factor F. The transcript has 2 exons. The coding region runs from base 139 to 531 and encodes 130 amino acids. The record is from RefSeq and is a predicted model, not a curated record. Lineage: Eukaryota; Metazoa; Arthropoda; Insecta; Diptera; Tephritidae.